Messenger RNA from Microbotryum saponariae, 2253 nucleotides. The record is from the annotation of a GenBank genome assembly. Lineage: Eukaryota; Fungi; Basidiomycota; Microbotryomycetes; Microbotryales; Microbotryaceae.
AUGCAUUGGGCAUCGCUUCCUCACGCGCUGCUCGUGCUGUUGCCGUUGCUGAUCCCGGGAGCGAGCUCGUCCGGCGCACCCCCACGUGAAAUCUACGGCGAAUCGCUGCGACUAACCCCUCUCCGCGAUGGCAAGGUACACUCGCAUUUCAACUUCACCUUCACCGCGGCUCACUGGAGAGAUGCCGGUGAUCGGCUAGGUCCGAAUUCCAAGAGUCAGUCUCAUCGCCAGACGCCCCCUGGUUCCCAUCGCCUCAUCAUGCUCGACCCUUCCAGUGGGACAGUUGACUUAUCCAACCGACUCUCACCCCUCCGGAUCGGCUCACCGAUGCAGCACACCACCACACACUCCUUCCACCAGAGCUCACAGCGCUGGCAUAUCACUCCCGGGUCACCUCGUUCGACCUGACGCUCUCCUCGGGUCGCUGGGCCUCGUCUUGGCCAACCCGAUCGACUGCGGUGUCGGGGAUUCAGCUCGUCGCUUGGCUCGAAUUGCUCGAGGGAGAAAGCCCCAGGGACGAGGAGCAACGCUGGGACGACUUCAAGAACGCGCUCGGUGGAAUGUUCUGUACGGGCGUGACAAGCGGCAUCAGUGCGGGCGAGAGCAGACCGUUGUGGGGGAACGUGCUUGGAGGCAGUGUCGAUGAGCGAGGUGAGUGGGGGAAAGAAGCGUAAAUUCGACUAGUCUUCCUUUGCAAGGCUGGAGACGAGUGCACCACAAGCCAAGCGUGAAAACCCUGGUCCCCGAACUAGUCGCCUCUCCUGAAGACGACUUUCCAAUGUAUGUCGCGCCUCGGCUGAUCCCUCACGACCUGCUCGUUUCUGCGUGCCCCUCUCCCCCUAGAACACCGACUCUAUCGGGCCACAAUGCCUCGACUCUCUGCGACUUGCACCGAGUCUUUGACGCCUUUCCUCUCCCUCCUUCCGUGCGCCUCUUACGCCGGGCUUUCGUCGCUGCUGAACCCGCAUCGCCUGUUCGAUAGCGACUGGACCUUGCUGGGAGUUCAUGUCUUGCGUGAUGGCCAAGUGAAUUCGAUACAACUGCAAGUGGGAACAGUUGCCGACCCGAUACGACAGGACCGCCUCAAGGGCUUUCUCGGACGAAGAGGUGUGGCACAGUCCUAUGGCAUCGCGAUCCAGAUCCCUGCCACUAAGCUCGACUCGAAUUACUCGUUCUCGGCAGAUUUCUCGUUCGAGUCCUUGUAUGACCGUACACUCCAAAAAGCUUGCCCCGUAGCCACAGAAUCAUCAGUAGAGGUCGCGAUACCGACCGACUCGAUCAACCCAUUCCGAAUAGAGCCGUCGUCGCAUGGGCGAACGAUCGUUCAAGUCGACGGCAAAGACGUCGUCCGGUGGGACACGAAGCAAGGUGAGCAUGCCCGGUGCCCAAUUGAGCGGGAACGAGUCUCACUGACGUUCCACGCAACUGCAAAAAGUCAACGAGACUCUGAAUAUCGUAGUCGAUUGGCCCGAUGUCAACGUGUUUGAGCACGGUGAGCCGAAAUACAGUCUUAACGAGCUGCGCCGCCUCAACAAAACUAAUUGAUUCUUGGCACCUUACGCAGUGCCAACUUCAAGUCCUGAAUUGACGCCCCUCAUCGUGCGCCGUUUGCUACACGGAAGUGGGCAAGAGCGCGGUCGGAUAGGGAUCGAGCUCAUCAACAAUCUUGAUUCAAACGCCGACGUUAUUUGGAUCGAGACCUGGCCCUGGUGGCUGCGAGCCUUCGUUUCAACGCUGUGCGCGGCUUCAAGCACCCCUUCCGACUCGGCGGAUGUCGCAGACGAAGUCGUACUCUCCCUCGACUAUACCCCUCCCAUCGCGCGGUCGCGGGCGACGACUUUGCAGGCCUUGUUGCGCUUGCCACCUCGCUCGACCACACGCUUGAUGAUGGUGUAUGAAUCGUCCUACCUAUGGUACACCGAGUACCCGUCUGACGCACACAGAGGCUUCGAAAUCCUUGGGGCCAGCGUCGUCCUUCUCAGCCCGUCCAAUUUGUCUUCGACCGAGAUGAUCAAAGGACCGAGCGCUCUGCGUGCCCGCGGCGAGUGGAUGCGCUUGCACACGAGCUCGACCUUGCUCAGCCUGCCGACGCCCGAUUUCAGCAUGCCUUACAACGUCAUCAUCUUGACCAGCACGAUCGUCGCGCUCUUCUUUGGCAGCUUGAUGAACAGGCUCCUGCGAGGGUGGAGAGUCGUCAGCUUGGACGAGGAGGAUGCUGGCCACGUUGUACAAGCUUGGAUGAAGGUGUCGUGA